Molecule: messenger RNA, 2041 nt
Organism: Camelina sativa (false flax)
Lineage: Eukaryota; Viridiplantae; Streptophyta; Magnoliopsida; Brassicales; Brassicaceae
Product: vacuolar protein sorting-associated protein 9A
Biological process (GO): vesicle-mediated transport
Cellular component (GO): endocytic vesicle; cytosol
Molecular function (GO): guanyl-nucleotide exchange factor activity; small GTPase binding
Source: RefSeq, a predicted model, not a curated record
GUUUGUCAGCGCGAUACGGAACUCUUCUCUCUCUAGUUCAUCUAUCCCACUGUUGUCGCUGGUCAAUCGUCGGAGAUUAAUUCGGGUGAUCGGCGAUGGAGAACACGGACGCCUUCUUGGGUCUUCAUGAUUUUCUCGAACGGAUGCGCAAACCUUCCGCUGGAGAUUUCGUCAAAUCCAUUAAAAGUUUCAUUGUUUCAUUCUCCAACAAUGCACCAGAUCCAGAGAAGGAUUGUGCUAUGGUUCAGGAGUUCUUUUCCAAGAUGGAGGCUGCUUUCAGGGCUCAUCCACUUUGGUCUGGUUGUUCUGAGGAGGAAUUAGACAGUGCCGGAGAUGGCUUAGAGAAGUAUGUCAUGACAAAGCUGUUUACGAGGGUUUUUGCUUCAAACACUGAAGAUGUUAUCGCUGAUGAGAAACUCUUUCAGAAGAUGUCACUCGUUCAACAAUUCAUUUCUCCUGAAAGUUUGGAUAUACAACCAACUUUUCAAAAUGAAUCAUCAUGGCUGCUAGCUCAAAAGGAGCUCCAGAAGAUAAACAUGUACAAAGCUCCUCGUGAUAAGCUUGUGUGUAUCCUUAAUUGUUGCAAAGUUAUAAAUAACUUACUGCUGAAUGCUUCAAUUGCUUCAAAUGGGAAUGCACCUGGAGCGGACGAAUUUCUUCCUGUAUUGAUAUAUGUUACAAUAAAGGCUAACCCUCCACAGCUUCACUCAAACUUGUUGUAUAUACAAAGAUAUAGGCGUGAAUCUAAACUUGUUGGUGAAGCUGCGUAUUUCUUCACAAACAUACUCUCUGCAGAGUCCUUUAUCUCCAAUAUUGAUGCAAAAUCCCUUUCAAUGGAUGAAGCUGAGUUUGAAAAGAACAUGGAAUCUGCACGGGUACGAAUUUCUGGUAUGGGAAGCCAGUCUUUUCAAACUGGCCACGGCUCUGCGCCACCCCCUCGUGAUGAGUCCACUCUUCAGAAAACUCAAAUGCAGAAUCCCAAGAGGGAAAACAAUCUCUCCCAAUCAAAAUCGUCUGAUAGUCUUUCUGGGGCCAACGAAAUACUGAAUCCAAACAGUGAGAUACCAAUUAAGAAAGCUGAAUCCAUUUCAGAUUUGGAAAAUAAAGGUGCGGCGCUUCUGAAGGAUACCGAGGCAAGCAAAAUCUUUCAAGAAUAUCCUUACAUAUUUGCCAGUGCUGGUGAUCUGAGAAUAGGAGAUGUUGAAGGCUUGUUAGAUAAUUAUAAACAGCUUGUUUUAAAAUAUGUGUGUCUUGCCAAAGGAUUGGGUGAUGCAACAUCUUUAGCUCCAUCCAGUUCACCAUUGCAAGCGUUGUCCGGUUUUGAUAUGUCUAAGGAACCUGAGGAUCAUACAACAUCGACUUCAAAUGUUCAAAUGAAAAGGGAAACUGACAGCAGUGUUGAUGAUUUGAUUAGAGCUCUACAGGGUGCAGGGGGAGAUGUUGAUAAGCUGUCAGAUGUAAAACAAGAAGAAUACGACGCAUUGUUGGUACAAGGAAAGGAUGAAGAACGUGAUCCCAAGGUGCAAGGAGAAUCAAAUGCCCAAGAAAUUGAUUUGAUGAAGCAAAUUCCUGAGAGAAAAGGUGACAAUUCUAGUUCCCAACUUGCAGAAGACGAAGAUGUUGGUUCCAAACAUUCAGUUGCAGAAACUUCCGAGUGAGCAGAAUGACACGUCAUGGUGAUGAGAGUCUCUUGUAUUGGAUCAGUUAGGAAGAAUUCAUUUAGAGGGAAGCAGAGGUUAGAUCAUAGUUAAAAUACUACCCAUUCGUUUCUUGCAGCUCUGAGUUUUGAGGACAACUAGAGAGCUGUAUGAGAUGAAGGCUAUAUGUAUCUGCAUUCUCCUGGAAAACAAGAACUGUCGAAUGGUAACUUUACUCUCACCAGUUGUGUUUUGUUUUUGAAGCCCACUCUUUGUUUAUUUGUUAUUUGAUUUUGGAGGGGCUCCUCAACAUUUGUCAAUCCAUAUGUAACUCUUACAUUUGCUACUGCGUAUAUACCAUAAGGAUAUAAUCAGAAUAGCAUUUGCCAAGUGUUGGAUACGAA